UGGGGAGCCAAAACUGGCAACCCUACCCCGACUGCCAAAGUCCCGCUUGUCAUUGGGUGACUGUGACAGAGAGAGAGUGAAGUGGAGAGGGAGUGUGAUUGGAUGCCAGCGGGAGAGUAAAAGACUGAAGCAACUUGUGGAUUUUCUUAGUUGUCAUAGGCCCUGGGGGGGUGGGGGUCUGUCAAGUGGCACGGCUGAGUCACAGACACAAGGAGAGAGGACACAAGCAACAACAAAACAGUGACGUGGGGACUCGGGACAUCUUUAUAAGCAACAGUGAGAGAGACCGAGCGAGCGAGGGACACGCAGGGUGACCGUUGUGUCCAGAGGGAAGCAAAGGAGCCCCAUCCCAUCCGCUCCAAAAUCCAUCCGUCCGUCCAUCGGUCCGUCCAUCAGCCAGGCAGAACUGGAAGGAGAUAUGAAGAGACCUCAGGACUACAGCUCCCCAGACUCGGACACAGACGAGUUUAUUGACGUGGGACAAGAAGACAGUUAUUGCCCCGUCACUGGGUCCAUGUCCCCUGGCACCGCUUCGCAGGUUCUUGCACGAAAGAAGAGAAGAGGGAUCAUAGAGAAGAGGCGCCGGGACCGGAUCAACCACAGCCUGUCGGAGCUCAGGAGGCUGGUGCCCAGUGCUUUUGAGAAGCAGGGAUCAUCAAAGCUGGAGAAAGCGGAGAUUCUGCAGAUGACUGUGGACCACCUCAAGCUUUUGCAUGCCAUGGGGGGUAAAGGGUACUUUGAUGCAAGGGCUUUGGCGGUCGAUUACAGGACGCUUGGAUUUAGGGAGUGUGUCGGGGAGGUGGUGCGGUACCUCAGCUCCCUGGAAGGGGAGUCUCCAGAUCCGAUUGGAGUCCGCCUGGUCUCCCACCUGUCCCACUGUGCAAGCGAGCUCGACCCUCUCCUCCUGCAGUCGCAUCCAGCCUCCGUCCUGCCCUUCUCUCCUUGGCCGUGGGCAUCUUUCGCUCAGAUCUCCCACUCCUCUCCAGCCUCCUCCUCACCCACUUUCCCCAGUGGGCGAAGGGAUCUGGCCUUGCUUGGGAGCUAUCAGUCACCAACCUCUCUCCGGCACGCCCCCCUGACUGGCUGCCAGCAGGGCACACUACCACUCCUCACACCCACUGCGCUGACCGCCGUGCACAGGGUGCCCACCCUCACACCCUCCCAGGCCUUAGCCCCCUCUGCUGCCCACAGACCAAACCAACCAUCUCCCCACAGCACUUCCACAGCCUCGCCUCUUCCUCUCCCCACUCCUUCCUCUUCUUCUCCCUCCUCCUCCUCCUCUUCCUCUAGUUCAUCAUCAUCCACUUCUUCUCCUCUGCAAAUUUCUUUCAGGCCUUUCGCUCCUUUGGGGUCUCCCACAGCACAGCGAAGAGGCUUGGCUAGAUCAGCCAAGUCUGCCCAGGGAUGGAGCACUGAGAUUGGAGCUUUCUGAGGGUCAAACCCAGUUUUGUUUUCCAAACAGACUUUUACAAUGGAGCACCAGUGCGCACCGUGUAGCAACUAGGACACCUUGGCAGGAAGAAUUAGUUGACGUUUGAUGAUUGCAUCUGCUUUUGAGAGACUUUACAAGCCAUAACAGACUUGGAAAAACUUCAGAUAAUCACAGAAAGAUUAAUGGAAGAAUGAUGAGUAGUGUGGAUGGAUACAAAAAAAAAAGUUUUGGAUAAAUUUAUAUUUGUGAAGAUGCUUGACAAAUGCACACACAGACGUGUCCAAUGGAGCCAUAUGCAGUUCUCAACCGAGACGUUGAGUUCUAACUGAUGUUUUAACUGUGAUUUUUUUUUUCUUUUCGUAUUAUACUUUUGAUUAUACUUUGCAAAUCUCCUUAUAAAACACUAAGUGCCUUCA
Thalassophryne amazonica is the source of this 1848-nucleotide messenger RNA. It is a transcript of the gene heyl, whose product is annotated as hes related family bHLH transcription factor with YRPW motif like. The transcript has 5 exons. Lineage: Eukaryota; Metazoa; Chordata; Actinopteri; Batrachoidiformes; Batrachoididae. Gene Ontology annotation, biological process: anterior/posterior pattern specification; regulation of transcription by RNA polymerase II; Notch signaling pathway. Gene Ontology annotation, molecular function: DNA-binding transcription factor activity, RNA polymerase II-specific; protein dimerization activity; RNA polymerase II cis-regulatory region sequence-specific DNA binding. Bases 419 to 1432 code for a protein of 337 amino acids. The record is from RefSeq and is a predicted model, not a curated record. Gene Ontology annotation, cellular component: nucleus.